AUGAGUCAUAUUAGUGCUAAAAUCACGAUUUUAGAAGCAAAGAAUACAAUUUCUCAUAAAGGAGAAGGGAUUGAUUCAUAUUUUAAAUUAAAAGCUAAUUUUUUAGCAGUUGCACUUAAAACAAGAACAGCAGAAAAAAGUUCAACACCAAAAUAUAAUGAAACAUUUACAAUUGAAGUUCCAGAUAGUCAAAAAAAAGGAGUUAGUAGAACAAUAAUAUUAAUUGGAUAUAAACCAAAAAGAUUUUCAGAUAAAAUACUUGGAGAAGUAGAAAUUAAUUUAGAAAAGAAUGAAGAUAUUGAUGGAUGGUUUGAAUUAAAAAAGAAAAAAGAAGAUAAAAAAGGAAAAGUUAGUGUUCAUGUUAUAGUUAAAUUUGCAGGAAAAAAAGAAAUUAAAAAAGAAGAAACAUUUGAAGAAUUUGCAGAUAGAAGUGAAUUUGAUAAAAAAUAUACAAAAGAAAAUGAAAUUGGACAAGGAGCAUUUUCAGUAGUUUAUAAAGGAAUUAGAAAAGAAGAUGGAGUUAAUGUUGCAGUUAAACAAGUUAAUAAAACAUCACAAAGUAGUGAUCAAUUAAAAUUAUUAAGAAGAGAAAUAGAUGUAAUGAGAAAAUUAUCAAAUCAUCCAAAUGUAGUUAAAUUAUAUGAUGUUUAUGAAGAUGAAAAAACUAUAUUAAUGGUUAUUGAAUAUAUGUCAGGAGGAGAAUUAUAUGAUCAAAUUAUUCAAAGAGGAAGUUUUACAGAAGCAGAUGCAAGUGAUAUUGUAUAUCAAAUUCUUUCAGCACUUUGUUAUAUUCAUUCAAAUGGAAUAGGUCAUAGAGAUUUAAAACCAGAAAAUUUAUUAUGUGCAACACCAAAAGGAGAUAUUGUUAAAAUAGCAGAUUUUGGAUUAUCAAAAGAUAAUUCAGAUGGAAAUACAGCAAUGACUACAUGUUGUGGAUCACCAAGUUAUGUAGCACCAGAAGUUUUAGAAGGAUCAAGUUAUGAUCAUGAAUGUGAUAUAUGGAGUCUUGGUGUAAUUACAUAUGUAUUAUUAUCAGGAUAUUUACCAUUUUUUGGAGAAACACAAGAUGAAUUAUUCCAAAAAAUUAUGUCAGGAGAUUAUACUUUUAAUUAUUCAUGUUUUAAAGGUGUUUCAGAAGAAGCAAAAGAUUUUAUUAAUAAAUGUCUUGUUGUUGAUCCACAAGAAAGAGCUACUGCAGCACAACUUAUGGAACAUCCAUGGGUUCAUCCAGAAAAUAGAAAUCUUCCAAGUAGAAAAGUGCA
Messenger RNA from Entamoeba dispar SAW760, 1262 nucleotides. RefSeq names its product myosin light chain kinase, putative. The transcript has a single exon. Gene Ontology annotation, biological process: protein phosphorylation. The annotation marks the transcript as partial. The record is from RefSeq and is a predicted model, not a curated record. Gene Ontology annotation, molecular function: protein kinase activity; ATP binding. NCBI's taxonomy places the organism in Eukaryota, Evosea, Mastigamoebida, Endamoebidae.